AUGAUUUCUAUCAUUGCACCGCCAGCAUAUGACGAUUUGGAAAGUGGGCCAAGUUGCUCAAAUAACGACAGCUCUGCUCAAUCCCAAAUCAAUCAAAACGAUCAGCAACCACCGGAUUAUCAAGAGAUUGCUGAGCUCUCCGUUGAUGAAUUACGAGUCGCUUAUGAAAGGAGCGAGUAUCAACUGGCGACAUUGCGGCGAAUUCACAAUGAGGAGAGGAGAAGAGUCGAGCAGGAUGUGGAAUUGGCUCGGCAACAAUACAUUAAUGCCGUCUCGAGUGGAACCGAUGACGAUCUUUCUUUAUCCGGAUCCACAAUCACAAUUAUUGAAGCAACACCACAUUCGCAGCGCUUAAGGAGGACUCAUCCGUCUCAUAGCGUUGUUUCCCAUCAACGAAAGAUGAACGAAUGGCAGAGAAAGGGAUGUUUU
Messenger RNA from Mesorhabditis belari, 429 nucleotides. The record is from the annotation of a GenBank genome assembly. Lineage: Eukaryota; Metazoa; Nematoda; Chromadorea; Rhabditida; Rhabditidae.